Molecule: messenger RNA, 192 nt
Organism: Clonostachys rhizophaga
Lineage: Eukaryota; Fungi; Ascomycota; Sordariomycetes; Hypocreales; Bionectriaceae
Source: the annotation of a GenBank genome assembly
AGUAUUCCUCUGGCUCCUGAUCUAUCUGUUAUAGUAGCUUUUAAGGUUUCUAAUAAUAUUAAAUUAUAUAUACAGAUUAAUAAAGCUAAAUAUAAGCAGCUAGCUAACUGUAUCUAUUACCUGAUAAAGCCACUAAAGAAGGAUAAUAUAAAUAUCUAUAAGAAUAUAGAGUUUAUAAUAUAUAUCCAGAAG